Suillus fuscotomentosus is the source of this 2052-nucleotide messenger RNA. RefSeq lists its product as uncharacterized. NCBI's taxonomy places the organism in Eukaryota, Fungi, Basidiomycota, Agaricomycetes, Boletales, Suillaceae. The transcript has 21 exons. The record is from RefSeq and is a predicted model, not a curated record. Bases 1 to 1653 code for a protein of 550 amino acids.
AUGACCCUAGUUUCGAAUGAUCCCAAUUGGUGGCCGUUGCUCGAUUUUUAUCGAAUUUACAGCUAUUUUAUAGUUGCAUCCUCUACGGUAGUCAUAUACGAUUGGGUUCUGACAUUUGGACAAGAGUUUGAACUGGUCUUGAGGCAACGCUGGUCCCGUAUGACUGUCGUAUAUAUCAGCGUGCGCUAUGUCGGAAUGCUUUCAUUUGGGUAUUAUCAUCAGCAUACUACUGGGUCUUCCGUCAGUUUCGGUGACAGAUACAGUGAGGAUUCUGCACCAUUUUCUAUCAGUUCAUUCAACUCACUGUCCUCCUAUGUAGGGUACUCUGAGCUCGUUAUUGACUUGGAUCUUCCAGGCACUAUUCUUGGCCUUACACAACGGUGGAUGAUUUUUAUCGUAAAUGUCAUGCUAGGUUACAUCUUAAUUGCUCGGUUACGUGCGAUGUACCAGCGAUCUAGAAAGGUUUCAAUCUUUCUUGUCGGAAUCUCCUUUGCUUGCAUAAUUGUAAGCGGAAUGAUCCUCGCAAUAUCAAGCAGUAAUGUUUCAGGAGAGGAGCUUAUUCUCUCUGGCACCUAUCACUGUGUUCUCAGCGGAAACAGUGGCUCCCCAUUAUCUGAGACUUGGGUGACUUGGAUACUCGGUAUCGUAUGGGAGUUCCUCGUACUAUGCCUUGCAGUCUGGAUUGCUAUAAAACACUUCCGUGAACUGCAACGACCAUCCCCAGGGAGAGACAGUUUCGUUGUGUUAAUAAAAACACAUGUGUAUUACUUUGCAGCACAUGCCGCUGUUUCUUGCUUGGCCAUUGGCAGCCUUCUCUCUCCACAAAUAUCGGGUUCCUCUUCAAUUGGAACUGAGGUUUAUUCUGGCAUCGUUGAAAUUUCCCUGCUCGCGCAGAUGUUUAUUAUGGGGCCGCGACUUCUCCUUAGCGUUCGAGAAUAUAGCGCUAAUCUCGUGGCCGACUCUGAGAUAGGAACUAACCUAACUACAAUUGUUUUCCAAAAGAGCAUGCCUGUGUCAACUGAUGAUGUCUCUAAUGAUCCUAAUUGGUGGCCGUUGCUCGACUUUUAUCGGAUUUACAGUUAUUUUGUAGUUGCAUCCUCUACGGUAGUCGUAUACGAUUGGGCGCUGACAUUGGGACAAGAGUUUGAACUGGUCCUGAGGCAACGCUGGUCCAAGGAGCUUAUUCUUUCUGGCACCUAUCAGUGCUUUCUCAGCGGAAAUAGUGGCUACCCACUAUCUGAGCCUUGGAUACUCGGCAUUGUAUGGGAGUUCCUCGUACUAUGUCUUGCAGCCUGGAUUGCUAUAAAACACUUUCGUGAACUGCAACGACCAUCCCCAGGGAGGGACUGUUUCGCUAUGUUAAUAAAAACUCAUGUGUAUUACUUUGCAGCGCACGCUGCUGUUUCUUGCUUGGUCACUGUCAGACUUCUCGCUCCACAAAUAUCGGGUUCUUCUUCAGUGGAAACUGAGAUUGAUUCUGGCAUCCUUGAAAUUUUCCUUUUCGUGCAGAUGUUUGUUCUGGGGCCACGACUCCUUCUCAGCGUUCGAGAAUAUCAUGCUAAUCUCAUAGCCGGCUCUGAGAUAGGAACUAACCUAACUACAAUUGUUUUCCAAGAGGACAUAGUACCUGUAUCAACUGGUGACGGUGUGUAGCACGGGAAACUAUCCAAGUGAUCCAAGUGACCCAUAGAAUACUUCACGAAGCUGUUGUCAUUUUUUGUCGUAGUAUUGGUACAUCAUGAUUCAUUUGGCUACCCACCGAACUACACGAAAAUUGAGGUGACAUCAUAAGACUCGACGGGGCCUUUGUAUUCAAUAUAGUUGCAAUAUGGCGUGCACGUUACGGAAUUAUGUUUUACUGCCUGAAAAAAGAAACCUUGGCUCCCGCAAUAUGAUGAGACAACUUGAGCUCACAAAUGGAAUCCAUCAAGUCCCAUCCUCCAGCUUGGAGAUUCGCUUCCUUCGCAAGAACUCGAAAGUUGUAGUUUGUUGUUCACCGUGCAUCCAGACUCGAUGAUGAAGCUCGCUGUAGAGGAAAUUGCAAGGCACGUU